CCAUCGUUCCUCAUUCCAACCCCAAACCUCCGAAGCAAUCCUCUCUCCGCGCCCACGAAGCAAGUCCUCCACUCCCGAUGGCCCGCACGAAGCAGACGGCGAGGAAGUCCACCGGCGGCAAGGCGCCGCGGAAGCAGCUGGCCACCAAGGCGGCGCGCAAGUCCGCCCCGGCCACCGGCGGCGUGAAGAAGCCCCACCGCUUCCGCCCCGGCACCGUCGCGCUCCGGGAGAUCCGCAAGUACCAGAAGAGCACCGAGCUGCUCAUCCGCAAGCUGCCCUUCCAGCGCCUGGUGCGGGAGAUCGCACAGGACUUUAAGACCGACCUCCGCUUCCAGAGCUCCGCCGUCUCCGCGCUGCAGGAGGCCGCCGAGGCCUACCUCGUCGGGCUCUUCGAGGACACCAACCUCUGCGCCAUCCACGCCAAGCGCGUCACCAUCAUGCCCAAGGACAUCCAGCUCGCCCGCCGCAUCCGUGGCGAGAGGGCCUAGGCUGCUUCCUGCUCCCCAGUGUCUGAUCUGGUGUUGAGGUGUAGAGUUGUGUUAGUUUCUUAUUAGCCCGUGUCUGUGGUAGUAAGGCUCGUGGACGGUUGUGUUAUGGUGUGAUGUAUGUGAUGGCAUCAUCUUGUUAUCAUCAUCAAUGGAAGUUAGCAAUCUGAUUUUAAACA
This is a messenger RNA of Aegilops tauschii subsp. strangulata, 664 nucleotides long. Its product is annotated as histone H3.2. Lineage: Eukaryota; Viridiplantae; Streptophyta; Magnoliopsida; Poales; Poaceae. Gene Ontology annotation, molecular function: structural constituent of chromatin; DNA binding; protein heterodimerization activity. Gene Ontology annotation, cellular component: nucleosome. The record is from RefSeq and is a predicted model, not a curated record.